AGCGGUGCACUCCCGAUAGGAGUAUAAAAGGCAUGGAGUGGAACUGGCCCUGGAUUAGUGCCAGUAUGAAGCUUCUGCAGGCGGUACUCGCAGUCUCUAUCUUCGCGAUUUGUUCCAGUGAUCGGCAAAGGUUCGACAACUACAGGGUUUAUACAGUGAGCCCCACCAAACAGGAUCAGUUGGAGGCCCUGAGAACUCUAGAGGCCAAGAGGGAAGAUGCCUUGAUUCUCAAUCAUCUCCAUUUGGGUCCCACGGAUUUUCUUGUAGCUCCCAGCUACGAUGAGCAGUUUUUGGAGCUCCUAAGUCGUUUGGAGCUCGUCCCAGAGCUGAUAGACGAAAACGCCCAGGCCAGUCUCUCCCUGGACAUUGAACCAGUGGCCGAUUCGAAUCGUCGGAGCGAUGACUAUACCUGGUCGGAGUACCAUGAGCUGAACGAUACCCAGAAAUGGAUGCAGAAUCUGGUUGCAAAGUACCCUGAUACGGUCAGCUUAUUUGUGGCUGGUAGGAGCUACGAGGGUCGUGAGCUAAUGGGCCUAAAAAUUGAUCGAAAGGAUGGCCGGGCCGAGAAGCAGUCCAUCUUCCUGGAGGCUGGGAUGCACGCUAGGGAGUGGAUAGGUCCUGCCACUGCCACGUACUUUGCAAACGAGCUACUGACAUCUCAAAAGCCAAAUAUCAUGAGCCUGGGCAAGUCCUAUGUCUGGUAUAUCCUGCCCCAUGCCAAUCCUGAUGGCUAUGUCUACACCCACACCACGAACCGCAUGUGGCGCAAGACCCGUAGCCCCCAGGACAAGAACUGCUAUGGAACCGAUCCGAACCGAAACUGGGCCUUCCAUUGGCGCGAAGUGGGGGCCAGUGAUGAGCCCUGCUCGGAGUCCUAUGCUGGUCCUAAGGCCUUUUCCGAACCAGAGACUGAAACCCUCUCAAAAUACCUCACCUCCCUGCCGGAGCCGAUGUUCAUGUACCUGUCCCUGCAUUCCUUCUCCCAGCUACUGCUCUACCCGUAUGGACACACCUCCAAGCUGCCGGAGAAUCAUCGGGAUAUGGAGCGAAUCUUCGAUGUGGCCGUGAAUGCCGUAAAAAGGCGAUAUGGAACUCGUUAUACGGGAGGUAAUGUCUAUGACGCCAUCUAUCCUGCGGCUGGUUCCAGCAUGGACUGGGCCUACGGAGUCCUGAAGGUUAAAUACUCUUUUACUUACGAACUACGACCCUCGGGCUACAGUUUCUGGACAGGCUUCAGGCUGCCCGCCUCCCAAAUAAUUCCCACGGGUCAGGAAACCACCGACUCCCUGGCUGAAAUGAUAAAAGCAGCUGCCACAAUCGAGGGCUAUAAAUUACAAGAAGCAUAAACAUUUCUAAGUUUAAUUGAUACUAAAAAGAUUAAGUCACUGCUCCAAAUAAGGAGAUAAGAAAAAUCCACUACACGAAUCUUUAAACAAAAUCGAUAAGAAAUCUGGUUUAUUUUGGGUUUUGAAACUAAAUCUGAUUAAA
Molecule: messenger RNA, 1488 nt
Organism: Drosophila bipectinata
Lineage: Eukaryota; Metazoa; Arthropoda; Insecta; Diptera; Drosophilidae
Product: zinc carboxypeptidase A 1
Biological process (GO): proteolysis
Molecular function (GO): zinc ion binding; metallocarboxypeptidase activity
Source: RefSeq, a predicted model, not a curated record